Lynx canadensis (Canada lynx) is the source of this 4931-nucleotide messenger RNA. It is a transcript of the gene PTPRC, whose product is annotated as protein tyrosine phosphatase receptor type C. The coding region runs from base 152 to 4054 and encodes 1300 amino acids. Gene Ontology annotation, biological process: positive regulation of peptidyl-tyrosine phosphorylation; T cell receptor signaling pathway; protein dephosphorylation. Gene Ontology annotation, molecular function: protein tyrosine phosphatase activity; protein binding. Lineage: Eukaryota; Metazoa; Chordata; Mammalia; Carnivora; Felidae. The record is from RefSeq and is a predicted model, not a curated record. The transcript is spliced from 33 exons.
ACCGAAUCUGACAUCACUACCUAGCAGUUUGUGUAGCUAGCAAAGUGGUUUGUUCUUGGGGUAGCAGAGGAGGAAAUUGCUCCCUGUCUGAUAAGACGACAGCAAAGAAAGGACGCAUGCUGUUUCAUAGGAAUACAGCUGAUUUCCAGAUAUGACCAUGUAUUUGUGGCUUAAACUUUUGGCAUUUGGCUUUGCCUUUCUGGAUACAGGCGUGUUUGUUACAGGAGAAGACAAUACUCUUUCCAGUCCUGGACUGAACUCAACAGAAAAGCCCAGUGUUCUGGCUCCAAGCGACCCCUUACCUGCCCGCACCACUGCAUUCUCACUUACAAGCAUCUCUGAAAGAGAAUAUAACUCCUCAGAGACCACGCCUACUCUUAGUCCAGACAAUCCUUCAACUGAAGACUUCCUGAACUCUUUGGAUAAUGCUAAUACUCUUAAUGUGACAGGAGUUACACAGCCGCCUACCUUCCCCACGCACGCAGACUCGCAGGCGCCCUCUGCCGGAUCUGACACGCAGACACCUAGCAGCACUGCUACCCCUCCCGCACUCACCCCUGCCCCGGGGAAGAAUGACACAUCAGGUUUUCCAGGACAGACGAUUCCACCCAGCACCUUCCCUGCAGACACAGCUUUCACACCAGUAGCGACCCUCAGCCCCGCACUCAGCAGCUCUGCUGCCCCACCCUCACUCAUCUCCAGCAUCACCACCAAAGAUAACUCCUCAGAUCAGAGUCUUACGUCCACGUCACCCGCAACAAGCAUUAUGACUGCUUCCGCAACAGUUCCUACUACACCUAAGCAAUCAUGUGAUGAGAAAUAUAAAGUUAUCAGUGUGAAAUAUCGUUAUGACUAUGGAAAUAAUUCAUUUAUAGCAAAACUAAAUGUUAGCGAUGAUGUGAAGUGUGAAAAUGCCAUAUGUGAAAUGAAUGAGAUCCGUAACCUACCAGCAUGUGAAAAUAAGAAUGUUACUAUCAGUCAUACUUCUUGUGAUCCUCCAAAUAAAAUUAUAGAAUUGGAUGUACCACCAGAUCCUGAAAGUUUCUAUUUGAAAACUUGUACAGAGCCAACAAAAGCAAAUAUUUCUAUUUGUUUAAGACUGGAAAAAAAGGAAAACUUUACUUGUGAUGAAAAAAAGAUUACACACGUACUUAAAUGUGCUAACUUUUCUUCAUCUAAUGAGACCGAAACUUAUUUGGAACCCCUUUCACCUAAACAAAAUUAUUCCUGUAAUUUAAAAGUAUUGUAUGGUGCCAAUGAGUUUUUGAACAAAAAUGAAACCUUUGAAACAGAUGUUGGAAGUCCAAAAGCACCUCCAAAUAUUACAUGCAAGCCUACAAGCUCAACAGAAGGAAUGAUCACCUGGGAAAGCCCUGAAGAUUAUUUUGAUUAUUAUCUUCUCUGUUUGCUGCAUGCUUCAGAAGAAAACUGCAUAGUUCUGGGUAAAGAGGAGACCAAAUAUAAUUUGAAAAAUUUGAAACCUUAUACAAAGUACAGUGUGUCAUUAAAGGCUUCCACCAUGGGAAAAGUACGACGUGAUGGACCUGCUGUGACAUGUGAAUUUGACACACUUGCAGAUAAGCCAACCAAAGUCAGGCACUUACUUGCUUCUCGGAUAUCAGAUAAUAGUAUUCUUGUGAAGUGUGAUCCUCCUUCGGACUUUAAAGGCCCCAGUAAUGGAUCCUACCAUCUGGAAAUCAAAACUGGAGAUGCCUUUGUUAAAAAUGAGUCACAAAUAAUUUGCCACUUCUCUGUACUAUAUCUUCAAUAUUCAACAAAAUACGAAUUUAAGGUCUAUUACAACAACGGACACCAUAAUGGAACUCCAGAAUCUGUUUUUCAUUCAACAUCUUAUAAUUCUAAAGCAUUGAUUGCAUUUCUGGUAUUUCUGAUCAUUGUGACAUUCUUAGCCCUGCUUUUCGUUCUCUACAAAAUCUAUGACCUGCGCAACAGAAGGUCCAGUGAUAUAGAUGAACAGCAGGAACUUGUUGAAAGGGAUGAUGAAAAGCAACUGAUGAGUGUGGAGCCAAUCCAUGCAGAUAUUUUGUUGGAAACUUAUAAGAGGAAGAUUGCUGAUGAAGGAAGACUGUUUCUGGCUGAAUUUCAGAGCAUUCCACGGGUAUUUAGCAAGUUUUCCAUCAAGGAUGCUCGAAAACCCUUUAACCAGAACAAAAACCGUUAUGUUGACAUCCUUCCUUAUGAUUACAACCGUGUUGAACUCUCUGAUAUAAAUGGAGAUGCAGGGUCAAAUUAUAUAAAUGCCAGCUAUAUUGACGGUUUCAAAGAACCCAGGAAAUACAUUGCUGCACAAGGUCCCAGGGAUGAAACUGUUGAUGAUUUCUGGAGGAUGAUCUGGGAACAGAAAGCCACAGUCAUUGUUAUGGUCACUCGAUGUGAAGAAGGAAACAGGAACAAGUGUGCAGAAUACUGGCCGUCAAUGGAAGAGGGCACACGGACUUUUGGAGAUGUUGUGGUAAAGAUCACCGAGCACAAAAGGUGUCCAGAUUAUAUCAUUCAGAAGUUGAACAUUACAAACAAAAAAGAAAAAGCAACCGGAAGAGAGGUGACUCACAUUCAGUUCACCAGCUGGCCUGACCACGGGGUUCCUGAGGAUCCUCACCUGCUCCUCAAGCUGAGAAGGAGAGUGAACGCUUUCAGCAACUUCUUCAGUGGCCCCAUUGUGGUGCACUGCAGUGCUGGUGUUGGACGCACAGGCACUUAUAUUGGAAUUGACGCCAUGCUAGAAGGCCUGGAGGCAGAGAACAAAGUGGACGUUUAUGGUUAUGUCGUCAAGCUAAGGCGACAGAGGUGCCUGAUGGUUCAAGUGGAGGCACAGUAUAUCUUGAUCCACCAGGCCUUGGUGGAAUACAACCAAUUUGGGGAAACAGAAGUGAGUUUGUCUGAAUUACAUCCAUAUCUACUUAACAUGAAGAAAAGAGAUCCCCCCAGUGAGCCGUCUCCCCUAGAGGCUGAAUUCCAGAGACUUCCCUCGUAUAGGAGCUGGAGGACACAGCACAUUGGAAAUCAAGAACAAAAUAAAAGUAAAAACAGGAAUUCUAACAUCAUUCCAUAUGACUUUAACAGAGUGCCACUUAAACAUGAACUAGAGAUGAGCAAAGAGAGUGAGCAUGAUUCAGAUGAAUCUUCUGAUGAUGACAGUGACUCAGAGGAAACAAGUAAAUACAUCAAUGCGUCAUUUAUAAUGAGUUACUGGAAACCUGAAGUGAUGAUUGCUGCUCAGGGACCACUAAAAGAGACCAUUGGCGACUUUUGGCAGAUGAUAUUCCAAAGAAAAGUCAAAGUUAUUGUUAUGCUGACAGGGCUGAAGAAUGGAGACCAGGAAGUCUGUGCUCAGUACUGGGGAGAAGGAAAGCAGACAUAUGGAGAUAUACAAGUUGAUAUGAAAGACACCAACCAAUCUUCAGCUUAUACCCUCCGUGUAUUUGAACUGAGACAUUCCAAGAGGAAAGAUUUUCGGACUGUGUACCAGUACCAGUAUAAUAACUGGAAUGUGGAUGAGCUUCCUCCAGAACCCAAAGAAUUAAUCUCUAUGAUUCAGAUUCUCAAAGAAAAACUUCCCAAGAAGAAUUCCACCGAAGGAACUAAGCAUCACAAGAAUGUGCCUCUCCUCAUUCACUGCAGAGAUGGAUCUCAGCAAACAGGACUGUUUUGUGCUUUGUUAAAUCUCUUGGAAAGUGCAGAAACAGAAGAAGUGAUAGAUGUUUUUCAAGUAGUAAAAUCUCUGCGCAGAGCUAGACCAGGAAUGGUUCCCACAUUUGAGCAAUACCAAUUCCUAUACGAUAUCGUCGCUAGUGCCUAUCCUGCCCAGAAUGGACAAAUAAAGAAAAGCAACAAUCAAGAAGAUAAAAUUGAAUUUGAUAAUGAAUUGGACAAAGCAAAACAGGAUGCUAAUUGUGUGAGUUCACCUGAUGCCCUUGAUAAGGCCAAUGAAGGAAAUAAAGAAGAUGAAGGUGCUAAAGUCACAAGUAGCCCUGAGGAGCCAGAACAUUCCGCCAAUGGUCCUGCGAGUCCAGGUUUAACUCAAAGUGCAUAGGAAAAGAUGUAUACAGGACUCAUUGUGUUGUGUUAUUUCUAUUUUUCUAGGAGUAGGAUGGCAAAAUAGAUAAACAGUGGAUUAAUGAAGUGCAUUGGACCAAUAUUUGUGAGAAGUUUCUAUUUUGCUACAGUAGAAACAUAUUUAAGAUAGUUUUGCUAAAAUGUUUUGUACAGUCUUUUGCAUAUGUUAAAAUUUUACCUACCAUUAAGCAAAAAAUAACAUCUUUGUAGACUUAGAUUGUGUGUGUGUGUAUGUGUGUGUGUGUGUGUGAGAGAGAGAGAGAGAGAGAGACAGAGACAGAGACAGAGAGAAACAGAGAUGGCAACAGGAAAGGGAGAGAGGAUGCUUUUAAGUGAAUUUAAGUGCUUUUGAGAAACCUUGCCUUUUUUUGUAGAAAAAACCCAUUUUAUGUUGAACAUAUUAACUUAGCUUAAAGGACCUAUUUUUUAAAUCAUAAAUUGUGUGUGGGAUCUAAGAAUAAAAUGUACAUUUCUGAAACGACCUCAAGAUGUCCUCCUUGUUCUACUCAUAUAAAUCUUAUAGUUUACUAUUUUACUUCUAGAAAUAGACAUAAAAGUAGUGUGUGUGUGUGUGUGUGUGUGUGUGUGUGUGUGUGUGUUUGUGUAGUUACUACAAGAAAGUUAACUGUAUUAACAUUUGGAAAUCUUACAUUCCAUAUGUUAGCAUUUAGUCCCUAUCUUUCAAGCUCAUUUCAUCUAAUUUAAAAUUUUCAAGCAAGCUUAUCUUGUUAUACUCACAUGGUGUUUAUAAUUUUGCAGUAAUCUCUGUAUAAUAUGUGAAAUUCAUUGCUUGAUACUUUUGACCAAAAAUUAUAUGUGUUGCAGUUGAAUUUAAAUAAACAUCUUUAAACAAA